AUGGACGCUGUAGCCCAACGCCAGGUCGCCAUCGCCAUCCUGGUCGGCGUCUGGGGCUUCAAGCUGCAACAAGUAUGGUUCAACUCACAGAGUGGGGCGGCAUCCCAACACUACCAUGGAGUACAGAACAACCUGGCGACAACCGAACUACACCCAAUACAGUUUCAGACGGGGCUCUGGUGUCUUUUGGAUCUUGUCUACUUUAUCUCGCUAUGGAGAGUUAGGAUUCCGAGGCUCGACUUUCGGUUUUCCGUCUUUGCGAUUCUCAUUUUGGCAUCCUGGAUGUUGGACUUGGGCGUCGCGGGAUUUUAUUACGACAGAGUAUACGGACACCGUCGGAUACCUGGUGGCGACAAUGGCCCAAGAUUCGCAGACAAGCAGUAUUUGCCGGCGGGAUCAGAGAUGUUCAACGACAGCCACAUCAUCGGCUCACAUUUAGUCCACGUCCUGCCACCAACACUAGCAAAGCUCAACCCCGGAAACGCGUCAUUCUGUCUAGGUCUCGGAGGAUCCGCUCACAUACCACUGAAAAUCAAAGGCACACCGCCAUGGAAGGUCUCGUACGAGUUCUACGGGUUGGACGGGACGCAUAAGCUGUUUGAGAACAUCGAGUUCAAGUCGAACUCCACAGGCUUCGAUCCCAGAACGGGCACAAAGUCGGCGGUGAUAGAUAAUGUCUCGCUGCCGGCUGAUAAGCCUGGUAUCUACCGACUGGUCUCGGUGAAGGAACUGGUAGGCGACGAGGGGAAGGUCCUUCCUCCGAACCUUGUGGAAGUGGUCCAUUGUCCGUCCGGGAACCUGCUACAAAAGAAGGACAACCCCGGAGUGGAACACGUGGACAGAUGUGUGGAUCAGUCAUAUGACUUUACGAUAGCUCUGACGGGCACACCACCUUUCAGUGCCUGGUACACGCGCAAGAUCGGCGACGCUUCCUCCUUAGUGAAGGUGGAAGGCACAGCCGACACACAGCACGCCCAACCCUUCAAGAAAUCCAAACAUCCCCUCCCCGCCGACAUCGAACAGCGUCUCAUCCAAGCGCAAUCCCGCGAGGUGCGUAUCCCCGUCGAAGUCUCCGUGCAGGCCGCAUUAGACCACACCUUCAUGCUCCUGCAAGUCGUCGACGGCCGGGGCAACACGGUCCGGUACAAAUCCCACAAGGGGCAGGAGAUGCCACCCGCUGCUGGAAACACCGUUAUCGAGGCGCAGCGGUACAGCGAUACGGUGUGGGUGAAGGGGCGGCCUCUGCCUAGCGCGAAUUUCGGGAACUGCCAGGCUAUGCGGAUCCGACCGGAGUACCCUGACGAGAGCGCGCCGCUUCCGGUUCGGUUGACGGGGACGCAACCGUGGCAGUUGCGAUAUGCGCGUGCGGCAUCGGAGGAGGAUCUGGCUGCCGGGAAUUAUGAAGCGCGGUUGACCAUCAAAGACAUCGACAAUCCCAAUCUCGCCCUUUCCGUCAAGAAACCGGGCUACUACUCCCUUCUGUCCAUCGCGGACGCAUACUGCCCCGGCACCAUCGAACUGCCCACCACCUGCGAAGUCCAGCAAGCCGUCCCACCGACAAUGAACAUCAGCGUGUCGGAAGUCGUGCGGGAGUGUUUUGGCGCGACGGGCGUGAACGUGAAUGUGUCGAUGACGGGCGAGCCACCGUUUUGGGUGCAUUUCGAGCAGAGGAAUAAGGGGACCGGGGAGAAACAGACGUUGAGGUAUACGUUUGCGAAGGCGCAGGAGUCGUUGAAAAUCAAGCCCCAGGAUCCGGGGGAGUACGAGUAUGCGUUUCCUAAGCUGGGAGACGCGGUGUACACAGACGGCGUAGACACCCACUCCAAACCCUUCACCCAAGUGGUCCACGCCCUCCCCGACGUAACCAUCAGCGUACGCGAAACCACCCGCUGCCUUGGCGACACGGCAACUCUCGACCUGCACAUUUCGGGCGUGCCGCCGUAUUCCCUAACGUACACGAUUCUGAGAGGCACAUAUAAGGAACAGUAUGUGAGACGCGAUAUUAGGGAGAAGAGGAUAAGUGUUGAGACGCCAGCUUUGGAGGUUGCUGGGACGUAUUUUGUUGAUCUGAUUGACCUCACCGAUGGCAAUGGAUGUACGGCCCCAAUAGAGAGCAAGCCCGUGUCAAUAGAAGUGCUCGGCCAGCGCCCCAGCGUUCAAUUCAAAUGCCCUAAACCCCUCCGCCUCCUCGAAGGCUCCAGCAUCCCCCUCCCUGUCGCCGUCUCGGGCCACGGGAACUACAAGCUCACCUACCGCAAACGAGAAGACCCCGACCGGAUCCUCCACAUUUCCGGCGCGCGAACCAUCGAUGCCCUGACCGUCUCGCAGGCAGGGACGUAUGAGCUACAAUCGUUCCAGGAUGGGUUCUGCGCUGGACGCGUGCUGGAACCGCACACGUGUGAAGUCGUCACGAUCCCCAAACCCGCGUUGACGAUCCCCGAGACAGAGUACGACACCGUAGACGAAAAAGGGGUGCGGAUCCGCCGGGGCGUAUGUGAAGGCACACCCGACAAGCUGAGCGUGCAUUUGCAAGGCAAACCGCAGUUCAAGAUCAAGAUCAAUUACCGGCACCUGCACUCGCACCGCAUGUCUAAAAGCAGUGAGCAGACGGUUAGGGAUUACGAGGACCGCGCCGCCAAGCAGUUCGCCUGGAUCAACCUGAUCACCGAUGUCCCCGGCCAGCACGUGUACGAGUUCCGAACCGUCUCGGACGACAACUACGCCGACGGUGUAAGCUUAUUCGACCCCCUAAGCCGCUCCCCACCCAAAGUGGCGCAAACGGUCCACGCGCGGCCCAAAGCAGUGUUCCUUGAUAAACCGGAGAAGAACUUCCAGUGUAUCUCCGACGACUCGGAUACGGGCCUGCAAGUGGAGUUGACGGGACAACCGCCGUUUAGUGUGGAGAUUUACCGGAAGCAUGAGUCGCAGCCGCGGGAUACGGUCCGGUUGACGGUGAACACUACGCGGUUUACGUACCACCCCGAUAAACCCACGACGACGGGGAAAUACACCUACACGCUCAGAUCCGUAUCUGACGCGUCGGGGUGCGAUACCCUCUACCGCGGCACGGAACCGGGUGCGCGGGUGACGAUCCAAGUCGCCGACAUUGCGCGAAUCACGCGCGACUGGGACCCCCUCGCGCCCCUUUGCGCUGGGGACAUGCUUUCCUACUCCCUCGAAGGCACGGGCCCGUUCACGUUAUCCUACACAUGGAACAGGAAACCGCAGAAAGAGGUGGUGGUGACUGACCCCGUGGUGUUGUUGUACGCGGGCGAGGCGGGGACGGUGAAUGUGACGAGGGUGUGUAAUUCGGUGGGGUGUUGUUAUCGACCGCCGGGGGGGUUGGUGAAUGAGGUGAGGGCGUUCCCGAGGGCGAUUGUGGAUGGGGGGGAGGAUCUUGUUGAGGAUAUUCGGGAGGGCGAUGAAUCAAUCAUGCGCGUCGAAUUCGUCGGUAUACCCCCCUUCACGUUCAAAUACCAACGUACGCCGCUUUCGCGCGGGGAGCGGACGCAGGCCGAGACUUUUACUGUUGAGAAUAUCCUGGAGAACACCUAUACGGUGGGAACGGAUAAGGAGGGCAAGUACCGCGUGACGUCCAUCAAGGACCGGUAUUGUCAGUAUCCGCCGAGGAAGAUGGCGAAUCCCAAGGCUUCCAAUGCUGUUCUGAAGGCCAAAUAG
Messenger RNA from Fimicolochytrium jonesii, 3678 nucleotides. RefSeq lists its product as uncharacterized. Gene Ontology annotation, cellular component: nuclear pore transmembrane ring. NCBI's taxonomy places the organism in Eukaryota, Fungi, Chytridiomycota, Chytridiomycetes, Spizellomycetales, Powellomycetaceae. The coding region runs from base 1 to 3678 and encodes 1225 amino acids. The transcript has 7 exons. The record is from RefSeq and is a predicted model, not a curated record. Gene Ontology annotation, biological process: protein import into nucleus; nuclear pore organization. Gene Ontology annotation, molecular function: structural constituent of nuclear pore.